UUGUUGGUGGUAGUAUUACUGUGUUACUUUCUCUAUGAGUGUGAUUUUUAUAAAGUUGGAACUGGAUGCGCAAAGUCCAAAUUAAUUUAAUAUUAUUAUUAUUUUACUGUACUUGCAUCUAAAAUACUUAACAUCUAGUUCUAUACUUGUAUAUUUUACACGGUAACCUACUACAGUGACCGAAAACAUUCCUUGCCCUUGAGAGAGUGUAUGUGAAACUUACACGUAAGUUCCCUAACCAAAUUAAAUAAUGGAUAAAAAUUUACCACUGACUGAGCUGUACAAUUCGUACAAAACAUGGGUGAAGAACAAUCCAAACUUGGUAACAGACGUGGAGACCGUCGUAACAUGGUCCUCAUACUUUGUUGCGGGGAAAAUCAACAAGUCUCCCAUCGUAUCAGAACUAGUGUAUUCACUGUCGAAGCUACUCUCUCUGCACAACGAUAGCCUCAUCAGAGAAGCGUACAACACAGACGGUAGAACCAACGGCCUCCGAGACAAGAUCAAGGUCUGGCUCACCGUCAUUCACUACAGUGAAGUGUUCAUUGAGCUACUUGUAAGAAAAAAGUAUGAUAACAAGGGAAAAUGGACAAUUGCCACAAUCCUACAAGUUCUAAAGUGCACUGCAAACUUAGUCCUUCUUUUCAAGUACCGUGAGAUGCCUAUACAGCACCCACCAGUGCCUACCCUGCAGAGGAAGAAAUUUGUAGAAGCUAAGGAUUCAAAUGAAAAUAUAAAUGGCAGCUUCACUUUGAGGAGGUCAGGAAGAGUUCUGCGAAGUGUUGAAGGGGCGCCACCAGCUGCAUUCCGAGACUGGCAACCCGUCAAGACGUGCAAGGAGUCACAGAACCCAAACAUCAAUGUCAAGGACUUAAUCUAUGCUGAAUCUAUACACAUCCUGAAGCCUCUGCUGCACCUGGCCUCCAUGAGAGUGUUUGGGACUAAAGCUUGGAAGCAGUGGCUCGUCUCAUUAAGCAUGGACUUGAUAAGUCUGAAGGUAUACAGUAAAUACAUGAAAGAACUUUCUUAUGAUCAGAGGUUAGAGAUAAGUAGAAGAAAGCUUGGUCUCCUACUAUACCUAUUGCGGAGUCCCAUGUAUGCCAAAUUCUCUAAGAAUGUAAUUGAAAGUGCCCUGAACUCAACGGCUAAGAAAAUUCCCCUGACUGCCUUCAUUACAAACCCAGUCCUACAGUACCUGAGCCAUUGGCAAGAUAUAUAUUUCUAUAUGUGGGCAUCAUAAUAAUUAACUGUUACAUGACUAUCUAUUCCAUAUUUUUUAUGACAAUAAUGUUUUCAUUAUCAUGUAUAAAACUUUAGACAAAAUGUGUGAAAUAAUGCUCCUUUUUGCUAGUAUUAAUUAUGUUGCUAUGAGUACCUAUUUUAUGGUGUAAUAAAUUGAUAUUUAAAAAUCAAUGGCAGGGCAAUUAAAUGUCUCAAAAUAGCAUGCCUAUUCUUUUAGUCAGUAUUUCGAAAGUAAUAUUAGGUAUUUUUUUAUAUAAUUAUAUUUUGUGAGCAUUGCAACCAUACUGCAAUUUAUUGAUACAUUCGAAAUACAGACUAGCACUAGAAAAGUAGAAAAAAGUAGGGAUGUUUAAUUUAAAUAGUUUAAUUAAGAGUAAAGUGGUUAUGGUGAUAUUUAGUUAUAAUUACUAGCUUUUAGAACCUUUUUUUAUUAAACCUCGAUAAGUAGCAAGUAAUUUCUACUAAUGUAAAAAAAUAUUAUGUGUUGAAGGGCAGAAUACCUACCUAUAACUACUUAUACAUAUAAUUAUUAACUGUUACUGCGGGUGUAGGUAUAGGUACCGAUGUUAAAUUGACUGAAUUGAUUAGUUGAUUAUACAUAUAUUGCAUUGCAUUUUUUUAAUUACGAAGAAAAUGUUAUUCACAUAAAUCUGAACAUCAUGUUGUAUUAAUAAACGGUGGUGAAUACUAAGGUCGUUUAUUUUAUUUGAUAUCCAUUCUUCAUUAAUAAAUGAAAACUCUUGGGUGUUCAUAAACUAUUUUUAUUUUCUAAUAAGUUCAAUACAUACAUAGGUACAUUGUUUAGGUUUUAAAAUUACUAUCGCUUGACACACAUUUGCAGAAUGAUUAAUUAUAAUUAUCUAACAACUAAAAUUGUAACAAUCUAAUAAAGUAGUGAUCCAAUAAAUAAAUACAGAUACCUAUUAUGUUAACAGAUUGCUAUGUAGGUAAGUAUGAUAUCUAUAAAUUUUGAUACAAAAAUAAGUAUGGAAAAAUCAUGAAUCUUAAAAAUUCAAAGUAGGUACUUACCUAAUUCAUUAUUUAUUUACCAAUGUUGUUAUCAAACAAUUUCAUAACCAUCGCUUCGAUACAAGUAUAUUUUGUACUGUUAAGAAAAUGCCGGAGUAGAAUACAGGAUGGUACUAUUUACCAUUGUUAAGAAUUUCAUUACCAUCGCAUCGCUUUGAUAAAAGUUAUUUUUGUACUUUUAAGAAUAUUCAGGAGUAGAAUACAGUCAUGCAGACGGAUAUCGCAUUUGUACAGUAAGUUUUAUUUGUUUGUUAAAAGGAGAGUACCUGACUAGGUCAAUAAUCAAGUAGACAAUAGUAUAGGUAUAAUAUGUCACUCAAAUAAAUUGUAUAAUAUAAUAUGAGUGGCUAUUUUGUGUACCAGCCGCCAUUUUUAUAUUGUUUCCUUAUCUACGCACGCGACGUCGAUGUAGAUAAACGACACUAUAUGUCGAUUCGCCAUAAAUACAGCGCUGUGAUUCGUGGAUGGCGCAUUAAACGAGUUUAUCUACGUCGACGAUGAACCCGUGUAGCGCUGUAUACAAUAAAUUGUGACGAUUGCAGAGAGAUGUAAGUUGUCAUGGCCAUCACAAAAUCACACUUCUCGAUGUUUUGAAGUAUUUGUCCAUCUUAUUUGAUCUUAUUAAAAGCGCUGAUGUCAUUUACGUUUACAAGGCUAGAAUGGUUGUUUAUCUUCAAACAUUAACACUAGAUGGUACUACAAAUACACGGAAAUAUAAAGCCAUUUUAAAUGUCGGUGUAUUUUAUUCCUGCUUCGAAUCUCUAGACCAGU
This is a messenger RNA of Plutella xylostella (diamondback moth), 3042 nucleotides long. It is a transcript of the gene Pex16, whose product is annotated as peroxisomal biogenesis factor 16. Lineage: Eukaryota; Metazoa; Arthropoda; Insecta; Lepidoptera; Plutellidae. The record is from RefSeq and is a predicted model, not a curated record. Gene Ontology annotation, biological process: peroxisome organization. Gene Ontology annotation, cellular component: peroxisomal membrane.